Molecule: messenger RNA, 555 nt
Organism: Medioppia subpectinata
Lineage: Eukaryota; Metazoa; Arthropoda; Arachnida; Sarcoptiformes; Oppiidae
Source: the annotation of a GenBank genome assembly
UACGAUCCCGAACAGGCAUUUGAAAUGGUUAUCGAAUGGAUGGUCUCCACCGGUAACUCAAUAUCAGAGAUAGUAAUGGGUUGGAGUCGAAAGGCCGCCUCUACUGGCCUUCAUUUGGUUCCGAUACCCGCCGAUCCAUUUGCUCUGCCAUUUUCGAGUAAAUCGGAUCCACUUCGAGGUCCCAUUUAUAUCACGCUUAGUAUCGAUAGUUUGCCCAAAAUGGCCACAAAACUACUUGAAGGCGAAGGAUUAUUCAAUUUUCAAGAGAGGAUUUUAGUAAAGUUUGGUUUCAUCCCAUUCCACGACCCGACCACUGAUAAUCAACGACAGUUUGUUCACGUGAGCGGCAGUAUAUUCGUUAUGAUUCCCAGCAAAAACCCCGCCUCCAGUCCCUAUAAAAGUGUCCGAAAACGAGGCAAACUCUUGAAGGUUGACAACAACGAUACGGCCUGCAGUCCUCACGAAGAGUACAUAACCCGUCACUUCAGUGGUGUAAAGCAAGCGGGAGAGUCCGCUCACAUCGACGCCAAGGCAUGCAUACAAUGCAUGAAUUGA